Recurvomyces mirabilis is the source of this 3096-nucleotide messenger RNA. RefSeq lists its product as uncharacterized. Gene Ontology annotation, biological process: protein import into nucleus. Gene Ontology annotation, molecular function: small GTPase binding. Gene Ontology annotation, cellular component: nuclear envelope; cytosol. The record is from RefSeq and is a predicted model, not a curated record. The transcript is spliced from 3 exons. Bases 1 to 3096 code for a protein of 1031 amino acids. Lineage: Eukaryota; Fungi; Ascomycota; Dothideomycetes; Mycosphaerellales; Teratosphaeriaceae.
AUGCCCUCCUUCUCCAUCGAAGUCGAAGGCGAAGUCAACCCGCUCACCGAGCACCAGCUUGUCCAAGUCCUGAGUUCUGCUGCUUCUUCAGAUCCAACACAAAUACAGUCCGGCACGAAGCAGCUACAACAAUGGGAGCGCUCCCCUGGCUACUACAAGCACCUGCAAAGCGCAUACAUCGACACUCGACUUCCUGUGGAGCUUCGGUAUCUUGCUGUCAUCCAGCUCAAGAAUGGCAUCGAUAAGUAUUGGCGCAAGACCGCGACCAAUGCUGUGUCGAAGCAAGAUAAGGAGGUAAUUCGAUCACGUCUUCUACCAAGCAUCCUGGACGAGGAGGACGAACGGCUGGCUCUGCAAGAUGCCCUUGUUAUUGCGAAGAUAGCACGAUUCGAAUACCCUCACGAAUGGCCAGAUGCACUAUCAUCGUUGGUCGACGUACUUCGAUCGCAAAGCCAAGGACCAUCUUUACAGCUGGCCAGAACACUUCUCGCACUACUGGCGAUCGUAAAGGAACUGUCGACUGCUAGAUUGCAGCGUUCAAGACAGAACCUGCAAGCUGCUUCGCCUGAGAUCGUCUAUGUCCUCAGCUCAUUAUACGUCAACGCGGUCGAGUACUGGCAGAACAGUCAUAGUGAGAGUGCUGCCAAGCUGGCUCUCAUGGCUAUGAAAGUGCUAAGGCGACUUUUGAUAACAGGCUACGAACAUCCUGGUCGACACGAUGAAGUCGUGAGAAUCUGGCACACCACGCAGCAGCAUCUUCAGACAUGUCUGCAACAUCGUGAACUUGAGAAACUGGCGCUGCAACUUGCGAAGCUCCAUCACGAGAUGACUCGUGAGCAUCCGGCCUCAUUUGCACUUCUACCCAACAGCAUGGACCUGGCACGUGCUUACUGGGGCCUUGCUCGUAGCUUUGGCGAGUCAAUAGGCACACAUGACUGCGUCCAAUCCGCUGUUGCAGCUGAUCUCAUCGGCAUGGACGGCGACGCGGAUGAGAAGCCAACGACGGAGAAGCUGGCGUUGCGCGGGCUGCUAAUCCUACGAGCAUGUGUGAAAAUGGUGCACAGUCCAGCACAGACGUUCAAAUACCGCACGCCAGAGGAUAAAGAAGAGAAGCGCAGGGCCACUGAGCUUGUACGACAAAGUCUACUGUCAUCACGAUUCGUGCAGGAGAUCAUGGAGGUCGUGGUCUCGCGGUUCUUCGUCUUCCGCGCCAGCGAUCUUCGCCAAUGGGAGGAGGAGCCGGAAGAAUGGGAGAAGCGUGAAGAGGGUGAUGGUGAGGACUGGGAGUUCUCAUUACGCUCAUGCUCUGAAAAGCUCUUUCUUGAUCUCGCUAUUAAUUACAAGGAUAUGCUCGUGCAUCCCCUCCUGCAGGUGUUCUCUUCGGUCGCUACAAUCAAGAACGAUAAUGUGCUGUUAAAGGAUGCACUGUAUACGGCUAUUGGUCUUGCCGCGCCAGUAGUCUUUGAGCAGCUGGACUUCGACGCCUUCAUUCGGGAUGUGCUUGUUGCGGAAGUGCAGAUGCAGAAGCCGGGAUAUAAUGUCCUUCGCCGUCGAGCCGCGAUCUUGCUUGCCCAAUGGAUCGGCGUGAAGAUUACAGAGCGAGGGCUAGUAUAUCAAAUCUUUCAGCACCUGCUUGGUAAGGAUGAUCCUCUCAAUGAUCAGGUCGUAAGAGUCACAGCAGGCCGCCAAUUUGCCACCAUCGUUGAUGACUGGGAGACUAGACCAGAUGAACUCCAAAUUUAUGCACAAGUCAUCAUCAGGCAGCUCAUGUCCUUGAUCGAGGAAGUCGAGCUCACCGAGACAAAGAUGGCGCUACUCAACACAACCUCCAUCAUCGUUGAGCGCAUGGAACAUCGCAUUUCUCCCUUCGCCGAGGGCAUCGUGAGCAUGCUUCCCGCCCUAUGGGAAAGCUCAGGGGAAGAACAUCUCAUGAAACAAGCCAUCCUCACCAUUCUUGUGCGCCUGGUCAACGCUAUGAAAGCACACUCGGUACCUUUACACAGCAUGGUCCUCCCUAUCAUCCGUGGCGCUGUUCAGCCAGGCUCGGACACGGAAGUCUAUCUUCUUGAAGACGCUAUGGAUCUCUGGGGUGCCAUCAUCACGCAGACGCCUCAGCCGGCUUCGCAAGAGGCGUUGGAGCUUGUGCCUUCGCUCUUUCCGGUUUAUGAGUUUGGGUCGGAGCAUUUGCGCAGUGCGUUGGGGAUUACGGAAAGUUAUGUUCUACUCGCUCCAGAGUUCAUGCUUCCGAGGGCUGUGCGCGAGCCGUUGCUUAAGGCGCUCGUGGACUUGCUUGAUGCGCUUACUGGUAAGCCUGAGCCGCAUGGGCUUGUCUGCAAAGUAGUGGAACAGUUGAUUAGGGCUGCUGAACGAGUGGAUGGAGUGGGCGCUAUCCAGCCACUGGCUGAGAACAUGUCUCGAACCAUCCUCCCACAUAUCCUGCGCUGCCUCCGAAGCAGCUGGGUAGCCCACUGCACUACUGGCCCGAAAGCGAAAGAUCCGAUGGUAGACGGCAUAGUAGAAACCGACUACUUCGUCGUCCUUGCCCGACUUAUCCUCGCAGACCUCAACAGCUUUAGUAGCGCUGUCGAAGCCGGCUCUCAGAGCAUCCUCAUCAACGGCAGCCCAGCAUCUCUAGACGAAACCAUGAAGUGGCUUUUGGAAGAAUGGUUUUCUCAUCUCGAGAACAUUGGCGACCCAUCGCUUAGAAAGCUGAUGGCACUCGCGCUGACAAAACUCCUCGAGACUAAUCGCCCGUUCAUUCUGCUGAAUCUACAGAGUCUGAUGACGAUGUGGACAGACGUAAUUGUGGAGUUGCGCGAAGCGUCCGAGGAUGCAGGUAACGGUGACACCAUGGCUGAUUCGCUUGUCUAUGGGCCUGCGCCUGCAGCUGAGUCGUUGGAGAGCCCGGAGGAUGCGAGGAAGAGGGUGUUGACGUGUAGUGACGAAGUGCAUACGAUUGGGCUACCGGGGUGUGUGACGCAGGCUUUGGGAAAGGUGGUGGAGGCGUGUGGUGGGAUGGAGAGGUUCCAGCAGGAGUGGCUGAUCAAUGUUGAUGAGGAUGUCGUUGCCGGUUUUACAGGGCUGGGGAUCAUGUGA